AUGCAGAGCUUAACAUCAAACGAAGUAGCGGGUUUCGCAGUUGGAGCUCUGCUUCUCGGUGCCACCAUCGCUGCUCCAAAAGUUGAUGCUUUCAUUGCCGCCGCUCAGAGAAGAUCUCUUGGGAUGUGCACAAAAUGUGGAGAUCUUAAGAGUGUAGCAUGUGGACGCUGCAAAGGAACAGGAUCGAUCAAAUCAGGAGGAAUCUUUGGAUUCGGUGACUCAACAAACGCUAGAUCAGCCCCGUGUGAUAAGUGCCAAGCCAAAGGUUGUUUCCCUUGCCCCGAGUGCUCAAAAUCUUGA
Microthlaspi erraticum is the source of this 300-nucleotide messenger RNA. The record is from the annotation of a GenBank genome assembly. NCBI's taxonomy places the organism in Eukaryota, Viridiplantae, Streptophyta, Magnoliopsida, Brassicales, Brassicaceae.